Messenger RNA from Athalia rosae (coleseed sawfly), 3794 nucleotides. RefSeq names its product trichohyalin-like. The coding region runs from base 1124 to 3205 and encodes 693 amino acids. The transcript is spliced from 7 exons. Gene Ontology annotation, molecular function: actin binding. The record is from RefSeq and is a predicted model, not a curated record. Lineage: Eukaryota; Metazoa; Arthropoda; Insecta; Hymenoptera; Athaliidae.
AUAGCUCCGCCGAUAUGAAUGAACGUGUUCCACAGAUUUACGACUCUGAUUACCGAAUCCGAAUUACCCCACGUCCGAAAUCGUGCGGAUCAAAAAAAAAAAUUAAUAAAUAAUUAAAUAAAAUUCCGCAUACUGUAGUCGAGCUAUCGCGACGAAUAUUUCGAUGCAGACGCGUGUCGCGAAUGCAUAUUUUCAGAAAAUCGCACCAUUCAAAAUUUGACCAUACAGUUGAGAAGGAGAAAAAUGGCGCGGUGACGGUUGCAUGAGCUUAUAUCGUUGAAUAAAACGUGGCGGGAGUGUACAGUGUGCAGUUGUUGCUGAAUAACGUGAAAAUUGCAUUGUAAAUAGAAGCGUGUGAUACCGUGAUUCGGAAUAUACAGUGGUAUAGCUCUCGCGUGGAAGACGCGAGGAUACGUCCUAGAAGUCGGUCUAUUUUUGACCUCGCGUCUCGUGACGUCACGCCCCAAAAAUAGCCCCCAAAAACGGGGGGCGGCGGUUACCGCGUCCCCUCCGCGGGUUAUACGGCAGGUCUCGAUGUCUCCACUGGAUUCGAAAAAGUGGCGUAAAUCCAGUUAUUUCGAGGAUUCGUCGGAGGCGCGUGGACGUAACGCGACGUUUACCUCGAAUCGGAAUAUUUCACAUCGCGUUUGACGAACGUCGGCGUAUAAUAUCGCGAUCGCCGCGGAUACCCCGUAUCAAAUCGCCCGGUAUGCGCGAGGGCUGCACGAAAAUUCGCAAAAAAUAAACAAAAACAAACAAACCGAGCCAACGAAUGAGAUAAAACAAAACGCAUAUAUAUAUAUACAUAUAUGGCGAACGACGUACUCGCUACUCAACUUCUAAUCGUUAUCGGAAUUAAUUUUUUGUGAUAACCGGAGCGUAUUAAAAUAGGAUAAGAAGGGAGUCGUUUCCACGGCGAGUAAAGUAUAAUUACGGGGGCAAGAAAUCGCCCCAGCCCUCGACGGCCGAGGAGAAAAAGGCGUAAUAAAACGUAAAGAAUAAAAGAAACUACGUCGUCGCUCCGAGAGGCGGAGUACAGUGUUUGAACUCAAAUUCUCCUGGUGUUUCCAAAGAAAUUUUCUAAUACAUAAUAUCGAAUUUCGGUGGCGUUAAUUUUGACAAAAUGCCAGCACCCGGAGGUAGACAACAGCAGCAGCAGCAGCAGCAGCAGCAACAGCAACCUUCGCAAAGGACGACUUUCAGGCCACCUUGGGUCAAGGAGGGACCGAACCCUCUCCCGAUGCCCGCCGCCCCCUGGACUCUAAAUUCCAGGAGAGAAUCCAAAACGACGUCCGAAGAACCACCGGCUUUCACCAAAGUCACUCUGAAGAGCGUUCCCAAGCCCGUAGAGGCCCCGAUUUGCCCACCUACGUCAUCGGAGCCGCCGGCGCCGCGAAAGCAAAGCAAGAUCACGAUCAUCCCGUCACAGCCGAACAACCCCCAAAAUCAGUCGACGCCUCCGACGAACACCAGACCCAGGGAAAAUGGCAGACACGAGGCCCAGACGAGACCGCAGUUGGAACGACAAAUCCGAGUCGAAAAAUCGAGGUCCAGAGCGGACGUCGUUCCCUUAUCGAAAAGCGAGAGCACGACCGGAGCGCCGACCUUGUCGAAAAGCUCAUCGAGGGCGGCGAUCCCUCCGCCACCCCCGCCCAGGCCGCCUCCUCCGCCCCCAGCCAGAGUUAUCCUCAAGGAUUUGCCACCCUUGAGCGAUCGGCAGAAAAAAGUUUUGGAGGCGUUGAAAUCGAGGCCGAGAAAACGACCGGAUUGGGCAUGCAUGAUGAAAGAGGUCGAGAGCGAAAGGAAGUUGAAACACGUUGUUUGUAACGACAGGAGCGCUCCGAUUUUAGAAAGGGUAAACAAAGUCGCCGAAGACCCCGCGGGCAAUGCCCAUUUUGUGUUCGAAUCAGAGAAGUCGAACAUGCACAACAAGCUGCUGCAACAGAUCCAGUCGGGGGUGAAGUUAAAGAGCGUGAAAACUAACGACCGGUCGAAACCGGUGUUACAAGGACUGAGGAAAUUCCGUAGGCAAAUGACGAUCGAAGAACAAAUUCAAAAGGCUGAAGUAGCCCCCGUAGACGAGGUGGUUCCCGACGAGAUGGAUGACAUCGACGCGGUACGCGACGAUCUUCAAAGUACCAAACAGAUGCUCGCUCUUGAACUGAGAAAUAAAGAGGCGGUCGAGAGAGAGAACAAAAGAUUGCAGGCGAGACUUUUGAAUUUAGAGGUAGAAUUGGAACGCGAAAGGUCCCAGAAAACUGUUCAAGAGUACAAAAAGCAAGAUGAGAAACUGGCGGAGUCGUUGAGGCUGGAAGCCCAACAGGCGAGACAGGACGCGGAACGUCUGGAGAAGGAGUAUGCGGCCGUUGCGGAGGAAAAAGAUAAGGCGAAGAGCGAACUGGAAGAAAUGAAAAAAAUGUACGCCGCGUUGGAGAGACGCAUGAAAGCCGUCGUAGAGUCUGACCCGUCAAACCCUAGAUCAGAUUCCAAUUCAGAGUUAGAAGUAGAUGAGAGCGCGGACACGUCCUGGUCCAAUGUUUCAGGCAUGGCGUUAGCUGGUUGCCCAAGCGCUAAGGAUGUUGCCAAAAUAGCUUCUCAAAAGAGUAUAGAUCAACCUGAAUACGAGAGCGAAGAAGAGGAAGAAGAAAGCAGCGAAGAAGAGGAAGAUGUCGACCCAAAGAUAGCAGCUGAGAAACGUGUACAACGGGAGCUGAAGCUGCUCAUUACCAAGAUCAAAACGUUCAAGGACAAAGCAGCAAAUGCAAAGAAAGAACGGCAUGCGCUGCGCGAGCAGAUCAAACAGCAGCAGAAAUUAUUAAAAGAGGAAAAAAAGAAGUUCAAAGGACUGCAGAAAGAGGUAGACAAAAUGGCUAAACUUAUGCACGAAGAAGAAGAUGAGGAGGAAACAGAGGAAGAAGAAGAGGAAGAAGAGGAAAGCGAGGAGUCUGAUGAGGAAUCAGAGUCCGAAGAGUCAGAAAAUGAAGAAGAAUCUGAAAGCGACGACGAGAACGCUCCGGUAGAAAAUCGCAAGAAUGUAUUACAGGGACAAGUGAAGAAGCACGAAGGGCGUCUAGCGACCUUGAAGAAAGGUAACUACCUAUUGAAGGCAACUGUGGAUCGUUUGAAAGAUGAUUUAGCAAGGCAACGUGAAGAAAGCAUUACUUUACAAGAAGAUUUAGACUCUGUCUUAGCAGAGCUAGGCUGAUACUUUGCGAAUAGUCCAAAACAUACUAUACACAUACAUACAUAAAUACUCAAAUAAUAAUAGUAACGAUAAAAUUAUAAAUAACACAAGAAAAAACAAACGAUACAUACAUUAUUACACGCUAACAUACUGUAUUCAUUAUUCACUUUGUGAUUAGAGCCAUUUAAUCUUGUGAUUAAAAAUCGAACUCGACUACAAAAAAAUCAGAAGGUGUAAUCAGCACAAAAAAAAACCUCAGAAAGACCAAACUUUUUCGCACAGUUGAAAUUUGGACUAAUCCUGCGGCAACACCCCGGAAUUAUUGACCAAAAUAGUCAAGAUGUGUUGGAAAAAAAAGGGAUUGGCUUCAUGAGGUGAAUAAUAUAUACAUACGCAGUAGCCAAAAUACGAGCGUAGACGUCGCUUCAUGAGGUGAAUAAUAUAUACAUACGCAGUAGCCAAAAUACGAGCGUCGACAGACGAUUAAAACUCCAUAUACACGUAAUUUUAACUAGCUAAUACUCAACAUAUUUAUAUUGACGAGGCUAUUGUAUUUUGAUUUUGCAAUUGAACUGUAAGAUAUUUUUUAAUAAAGAAUAUUGGCUGUUGA